Condylura cristata (star-nosed mole) is the source of this 1122-nucleotide messenger RNA. RefSeq names its product melanoma-associated antigen 4-like. The record is from RefSeq and is a predicted model, not a curated record. Bases 1 to 1122 code for a protein of 373 amino acids. Gene Ontology annotation, cellular component: nucleus. Lineage: Eukaryota; Metazoa; Chordata; Mammalia; Eulipotyphla; Talpidae. Gene Ontology annotation, biological process: negative regulation of transcription by RNA polymerase II. The transcript is spliced from 3 exons.
AUGGAGGCCUUGAGGGAGCUCUGCUCUGCACUGACAUCAGCUGGGGGAGACCCCGAUGUGGGUCUGGGCAGGUUCCCCUCAUCUUGUCUGGAUGCUCAGGAAGGUUCUUUGGGGGCCCCACCCAAAUGGACAGAUUCUGCAAGACCCAAGGGUACCUCUAAACAGGAGCAUAGUGAGCUUGGCAAGCCUGAGGGAGACCAUCGGGAGCCAAGAGUGGGCCCCAGCCUGCAGAGUGAGCCUCUCCUGCAGCUCCAGGCUGCUGAUGGCCAAGACGUCACGUCACUUUCGUCCUUUCCCUCCACCUCCUUGAGGUUCUCUUUGGUGCUCCAGGACACCAUAGAGGAUGAGGCUGCUGCUGGUGCCCUAAGUGCUCCCCAAAGCCCUGCCACUUCCGGCCCCAUCCCCAGGGUUGUGGUAGCUUCUCUGUGCAGCUCAUCCGAGGAGGAGUCGGGCAACUUGCCGGUGCCAGCAGAAGGCCAGGCCCCGCCCCAGGCAUCGCCCCCCGAGAUGUCUAACCUGGUGUGCUUCCUGCUGCUCAAAUAUUGCAGGAAGGAAACAACCAGCAAGGCUGAGAUGCUGAGGGAAGUCCUGGGCAAUGACCAGAAGCACUUCCCCAGCGUCUUCAGCGAAGCCUGUAAGUGCAUGCAGCUGGUCUUUGGCAUAGAUGUGACCGAAGCAGAGCCCGGUGGUGAUACCUAUGGCCUGACCACCACCCUGGGGCUCACCUACGACGGGCUGACCAGCCCUGAGCAGACCAUGCCCAAGACGGGUCUGCUGGUCAUCGUCCUGGGCGUGAUCCUCCUGGGUGGCGACUGCGCCUCCGAGGCGCACAUGUGGGAAGCUCUGAGUAUGAUGGGGCUGUAUGUGGGGAGCAAGCACGUCAUCUUUGGGGAGCCCAGAGAGCUCCUCACCGAAGUAUGGGUGCAGGAGCAGUACCUGGAGUACCGGCAGGUGCCCAAUAGUGAUCCCGCCCAGUUUGAGUUCCUGUGGGGCGCCCGGGCUCACGCCGAGACCAACAAGAUGGAAGUCCUGGCGCGAUUCCUCAAGAUCAAUAGCUUAAAUUCCAAUUCCUUCCUUCCCGUGCCUCAAGAGGCUAGGGAAAAGGAGCAGGAGGAGGCCUGA